UUCCCCUUCCUGUCGGUUAUGGGAUUGGGAAGGGGGCGGUACACUGGGAAGAUGGCGGCGGCCGCGGUUGUGCGGAGUAUCGGCAGCAGCCUGGGUCGGAGUCUCAAGGAGCUUCGGAUCCACCUGUGUCAGCGCUCGCCAGGCAGCCAGGGCACCAGAGACUUCAUUGAACAGCACUACGUGACUCUGAAGAAGGCAAACCCGGACUUCCCCAUCCUGAUCCGGGAGUGCUCUGAUGUGCAGCCUAGGCUCUGGGCUCGAUAUGAGUUCGGCAGAGAGAGUUGCGUGCCACUGAAUAAUCUCAAUGUGGAUCAAGUGGCCAAGGCCCUGGAAAAUGUUGUUCACAGCAAAACAUGAAGACAAAGAGAACUGAACCUGCAUGUGCUGGAGCCCUUGCCUGAAUGGGUUUAAUGGAGAAGCUGUAUAUCUGUAAUUGUAACUUAUUAAUCACAUAUAAAAGCAUGUCUGACAAA
Chelonia mydas (Green sea turtle) is the source of this 473-nucleotide messenger RNA. It is a transcript of the gene NDUFA2, whose product is annotated as NADH:ubiquinone oxidoreductase subunit A2. The record is from RefSeq and is a predicted model, not a curated record. The coding region runs from base 19 to 357 and encodes 112 amino acids. NCBI's taxonomy places the organism in Eukaryota, Metazoa, Chordata, Testudines, Cheloniidae. The transcript has 3 exons.